This is a messenger RNA of Symphalangus syndactylus (siamang), 4574 nucleotides long. It is a transcript of the gene UVRAG, whose product is annotated as UV radiation resistance associated. The record is from RefSeq and is a predicted model, not a curated record. Gene Ontology annotation, cellular component: lytic vacuole; endosome. Gene Ontology annotation, molecular function: SNARE binding. Gene Ontology annotation, biological process: SNARE complex assembly. NCBI's taxonomy places the organism in Eukaryota, Metazoa, Chordata, Mammalia, Primates, Hylobatidae.
AUUUUAAGAAAUUAUCUCAUAAUAUCUGUGUUUAUCUAAAUCAGGGGUCAGCAAACUGUGACUAACAAUGGCUGGUUUCUGUAACAACCAAUAAGCUAAGAAUGAUUAUUAUAUUGUUAAAAGAUUGUUAACUAAAAAAGAAGAGUAUGUAGACAGACAGGGUGUGCACUGAAAAGCGUAAAAGAUUUACUCCCUGAUGUACAUUAUUCAAGGUAUGUAGUAAUAUUUCUUUAUGUAAACAUUAAACAUUUCUUGCUCUUUUGUUUGUUUUAUAUCAUCAUUUUCAAUGACCUUUAAAAAAACUGGUAAUAUGGUUUUCCAUUGCAUUUUUACAUUGUACCACAAUGUAAGAGUGUUACUCAGUUUUUGCUUUUAUAGCAAUACUGGAAUAAACGUAUUUGCACACAAUUUUAUGACUUGUGAAAUGCUUGGUAAAAUUUUAUAUGCACUUUAAAAUUUGAUAAUUUUUUGCUAAAUUGCCCUUGCUCCAAAGCAGACCAGUUUUAUGUUUUCCCCGCUUUGUUGUCCUUACCCGUGUCAACCCCAGUAGAGACUAAAAUUGUUUGACUCUUUAAUCAGAUAGGUCCCUUUAAUUAUCUGUUACUCCCUAACAAACAAAACCUGAGUGGCUUAAAAUAACAUCAUCAUCAUUAAUUUUGCUCAGAAAUCUGCAGUUUGGUCUGAGCUUGGUAGGAACAACUUGUCUCUGCUUAUUAUCUUGAUGUCAUUUCUGGAGGCUCAGAGCCUCAGGACAUGGUCACUUACAUGUCUGGCUGCCUGCUGGAAUCUCAGCUGGGGCUGUGGAGAGCACCUAUGAAGUCCAUGUGACUGGUUGGCUUCCUCACGGUAUAGUCACUGGGUUCCAAGGAAGAUAUCCCAAAAGGACCAGGUGGAAGCCAUGUCACCUUUCAUGGUUUAGCCUCAGAAGUCACAUAGCUUCAUUUCUGCCCACAUUUAAGGGGGAGGAAACAUAGACCUCACUUCUUAGUAGAUGACAGGGGUGGCAGCAUUACAUUGUAAGAGAGCAUGUCAGAUGGGAUGUAUUGGGGCAACCAAGUUUGGAAACUGCGGUCAGUCACAAGGUGGAAUAUUUAUUUUGAUGUGCGUAUUUUAAAAUUAUGGGUGUGAUUAUACAUCUUUUCACAUGUUCAUUGACUAGUUCCAUUACUUUUCCUUUUACUGUGACCUGCCUUUUCUUUUUUCUUUUCUUUUUUUUUUUUUGAGACGGAGUCUUACCCUGUCACCCAGGCUGGAGUGCAAUGGCGCGAUCUCGGCUCACUGCAACCUCCCCCUCCUGGGUUCAAACAAUUCUCCUGCCUCAGCCUCCCGAGUACUUGGGAUUACAGCGGCGUCUUCGACAUCUUCGGAACAUUGCUGCCCGGAACAUUGUUAAUAGAAAUGGCCAUCAGCUCCUUGAUACCUACUUUACACUUCACUUGUGUAGUACUGAAAAGAUAUAUAAAGAAUUUUAUAGAAGUGAAGUGAUUAAGAAUUCCUUGAAUCCCACGUGGCGAAGUCUCGAUUUUGGAAUUAUGCCAGACCGUCUUGAUACAUCUGUGUCUUGUUUCGUGGUGAAGAUAUGGGGUGGAAAGGAGAACAUCUACCAGCUGUUGAUUGAAUGGAAAGUCUGUUUGGAUGGGCUGAAAUACUUGGGUCAGCAGAUUCAUGCCCGAAACCAAAAUGAAAUAAUUUUUGGGCUGAAUGAUGGCUACUAUGGUGCUCCAUUUGAACAUAAGGGUUAUUCAAGUGCUCAGAAGACUAUUCUUCUACAGGUGGAUCAGAACUGUGUUCGCAAUUCUUAUGAUGUCUUCUCUUUGCUACGGCUUCAUAGAGCCCAGUGUGCAAUUAAACAGACUCAGGUAACUGUUCAGAAAAUUGGAAAGGAAAUUGAAGAAAAACUAAGACUCACAUCUACAAGCAAUGAGCUGAAAAAAAAAAGUGAAUGCCUGCAGUUAAAAAUUUUGGUGCUUCAAAAUGAACUGGAACGGCAGAAGAAAGCUUUGGGACGGGAGGUGGCAUUACUGCAUAAGCAACAAAUUGCAUUACAAGACAAAGGAAGUGCAUUUUCAGCUGAGCACCUCAAACUUCAACUCCAGAAGGAAUCCCUAAAUGAGCUGAGGAAGGAGUGCACUGCAAAAAGAGAACUCUUUUUGAAGACUAAUGCUCAGUUGACAAUUCGUUGCAGGCAAUUACUCUCUGAGCUUUCCUACAUUUACCCUAUUGAUUUGAAUGAGCAUAAGGAUUACUUUGUAUGCAGUGUCAAGUUGCCUAAUUCUGAGGACUUCCAAGCAAAAGAUGAUGGAAGCAUUGCUGUUGCCCUUGGUUAUACUGCACAUCUGGUCUCCAUGAUUUCCUUUUUCCUACAAGUGCCCCUCAGAUAUCCUAUAAUUCAUAAGGGGUCUAGAUCAACAAUCAAAGACAAUAUCAAUGACAAACUGACGGAAAAGGAGAGAGAGUUUCCACUGUAUCCAAAAGGAGGGGAGAAGUUGCAGUUUGAUUAUGGUGUCUAUCUUCUGAACAAAAAUAUAGCACAGCUAAGAUAUCAACAUGGACUAGGGACUCCAGACUUGCGGCAAACCCUUCCCAACCUGAAAAACUUCAUGGAGCAUGGACUAAUGGUCAGGUGCGACAGACAUCACACCUCCAGUGCAAUCCCUGUUCCUAAGAGACAAAGCUCCAUAUUUGGGGGUGCAGAUGUAGGCUUCUCUGGGGGGAUCCCUUCACCAGACAAAGGACAUCGAAAACGGGCCAGCUCUGAGAAUGAGAGACUUCAGUACAAAACCCCUCCUCCCAGUUACAACUCAGCGUUAGCCCAGCCUGUGACAACCGUCCCCUCCGUGGGAGAGACCGAGAGAAAGAUAACAUCUCUAUCCUCCUCCUUGGAUACCUCCUUGGACUUCUCCAAAGAAAACAAGAAAAAAGGAGAGGAUCUAGUUGGCAGCUUAAACGGAGGCCAUGCGAAUGUGCGCCCUAGCCAAGAACAAGGAGAAGCCCUCUCCGGGCACCGGGCCACAGUCAAUGGCACUCUCCUACCCAGCGAGCAGGCCAGGCCCACCAGUGUCCAGCUUCCAGGCGAGUUCCACCCAGUCUCAGAAGCUGAGCUCUGCUGUACUGUGGAGCAAGCAGAAGAAAUCAUCGGGCUGGAAGCCACAGGUUUCACCUCAGGCGAUCAGCUAGAAGCAUUUAACUGCAUCCCAGUGGACAGUGCCGUGGCAGUAGAGUGUGACGAACAAGUUCUGGGAGAAUUUGAAGAGUUCUCCCGAAGGAUCUAUGCACUGAAUGAAAAUGUAUCCAGCUUCCGCCGGCCACGCAGGAGUUCCGAUAAGUGAAGUGAGCAGGUCGACAGUAGGACCGGGGUAGAAGCUCUGCCUAAAAUGAAGUGAAAGCUGCACUUAACCCUUUGUAAUAAUGAUGACACAAAAUGAAUAUUAAAUUAAUGGAGGAUAUUCCUCGGAAAAACAGACUUUGGGAAUGAAGGAGGGACUCAGGAUCAUUGUUAUCAGUGGGCCAAAGUUAGAUUUUGCUUUCAAGAUUUGCUUUUUGGGCCUGAUGAUUUUAAAGCAAAAAUCACCCUCUAGUUGAAAGAGCUUACAGCUUGAGUCACCUUUUAGCUAUUUGUCUGCUUUUUAUUUUACCCUUCUAUGUUAUCCUCAGAGGGAAGAUGAUAAUAUAUAAAUAAUAUAAUGAACUCACCCUUAGUUUCUCAUAAGCAUUUGCCCUCACCAUGGUUUAUAAAACUUUGGGAAAACGGAAUAUUCAGAAAUAGGUUUCUACCAUGCACUGAAAGAUCUGUGGCCAUCUGUGAGGUAGAUGAAGAAGCAGCAUAGUGGUCUCCUUACACCCAGGCCUAUCUGUCCCUCUUCCUGCCCCCGGGUACCACAGUCCACCUUUAGACCCUACUGUCGCCCCAUCUUCUCCAUGGAUGGGCCAUGCGUCCUGAAAACAGGACAUCAGAUUCACUGGUUCUGUAACCCAGUAGCUGUGACGUUCCAUCUCUUCUAAGCAGCCAUGGCCUUCCCCCUCCUCUGCCAUACCCUUAAUGUGGCCCUCAGAUUAGAUGAAAAACUUGCUUCUGGUGGAUCCCGAGGGACCCUCAAGGACCUCGAGGUUACUGCAGUCAGAUGCCGUCUCAUCCUCUGUGGGGGCCAAAGUUUUUAUGUGGGCAGAUGCUGUGGUCAGGAACUAGGCAUGCUUUCUGGCAAGGCACUCACCAGACAAAAAUCACUUGAUGUAAAUCCCAUGUUAAUUUAUUAAAUUUCAGUCAGAAGGUCGGCAUUUACAUGACAGAAUGUAUGUAGAGAGUCAGGGUGUCUGGUAGGCAAACUGCAAGGCAGUUGAGAUAGUUGGAUUAAGAGGCUAGACGAGACAUAGAAUACUAUUGGUAUGUGUGCAAUUUCAUGAAUAUUAAAUUAUGUUUCGAAGUCCAGUUGUCAUUCCUGCAUUCAGAUUUCAUUUGCUGUUGCUUUAUACGUUAUGUACCCAAGGACAUUGCCUCAGGGUUGCAAACUCUUUAAAGGAAAAUUUAUCCAUAUAUCCAUGUAUUAUAUAGAAGAAUAAAAAUUGAGUUUACUUCA